Molecule: messenger RNA, 1388 nt
Organism: Phytophthora nicotianae INRA-310
Lineage: Eukaryota; Oomycota; Peronosporomycetes; Peronosporales; Peronosporaceae
Exons: 1
Coding region: 7-1218 (403 amino acids)
Source: RefSeq, a predicted model, not a curated record
ACCAAUAUGGCCACGACAGCCUCACCAACAACGACAUCAUCCCAACUUAUCGAUGACGCUACCUUCGAACUCGAAGACUUAUACAAAACGAAUGUGCCAGUCGACGUGGAUGUGGCGGAUAUGGUGAGCUUGAUGCCUUUCCAUAAUACGACCAACAGCAAAAGCAAACGCAAGGACUUGCUCCAGGACGAAGGUCUGACAAAGGACCGUGUCUAUCGUGGUCGGAAAAAGGACAUGCUGGAGAGUUUGAGGUUACUGGACAAGGAGUUGACCAAGGCACUGGUGGAUCUCCGACAACAGAAGGAAAGCGAGAAGUCCGAGUUCCUGUCGAGCAGAACGCCACUGUAUUUUAUCUGGGAAGCACAUGCACGUCAGCAGAAAGAGUACCGACUCCAGGCCGAAGCAGACCAACGACAACUUUACGCCGCAGUCAGAUUGCAGUCCUCAUACAUCCACAACCUUCAUGACAUCUUGCAAAAACGGCGUGCUGACCAAGAAGAACUAAGCAAGAAGCGUCGUCUCAUUCCCAAGGAAUCUGCGUUGGUUUGCGCGAGUAUAAAGGAGCUCGAGGAAAACUAUACAAGAACCGAAGAGGUAUUUAGAACUAGUGGACUGUCCGCACUUCCUGAUACUGAAGUAACAGUCCGUUCGGUUCAUACAAGAGACUGCGAUGGCGAAGUGGAGUACUACCAGCAGCUGAGCAGGCUGGUGCAGCCAUUUUCCCUUCGUGAAACCGGGCAUACAAUGUGGGAAUUAGGCGAGAUGCAGUAUUCCAACAAACUAAAUUACCAGCGAAGCUACGACGUUGAGGACCCGGAGAACACGAUUGCACUGAGCUUUGUUGAGUUAAAAAAGCUGAAGUGUGGUGCAUCUGUCCCGCUAGUGCAGAGAUGUAUUGUGCGCCGGUUUGUAGACGAGGAAUGCAUUAUCCACACAUGGAAGUUUAUCACCGAAGGAGCGGAUAUUUGCAAGGGGAUGCAAGUUGAAGAAACUGGCUGGUGCAGACUAAUACCUUCGGCGAAUGCGGCAGAACCUGGGACGCAGAUUGAACUGUGUAUCCGCCGAGUACCAAUGCACUUGAAAAGCGCACAAUACCGAGAGUUGGAAAUUGGCGAGUUUCAUGAUGCACUGCAGGAAGUCAGUGAUGGAACGUUGAACGAUGUCAUGACGAAACUUGAGUCCUUGUUACUAGACGAUGUCCUUGCGGGCAUUGCCUAACGCUAAGGAAUCACCACUUUCUCUUUUCUAUUCCAAACACGUUGAUAGUACCUUUCUUACGUACAUAUAAAUAGCAAUAUUGAUAACGCACAGAUUAUUGUUUGCUCAGCGUUUUCCACACCUCGUGAUAGUCCAGGGCAAUCUUCACAAAAAAAAAACUUGAAUCCAAA